AUGUCAUUUCUUUCAUAUGUUGGAAGACAAAAAGUGCGCAUUUUGGUACUUCUUGUUGUGGUUGGUCUUGUGUUCUAUUCGCUUAAAAAUGCCUUCUCUCUCGGAAAUGAAUUUUUAAGCGAAGGAAGCGCCAUACCAAAAGCCCCUUCACCUUUAAACUCAUUGUGGCCAAACAACUUACAUGUAGAGAAUGACUAUUGGUCAAGCGUAUUCCAAUUGUUCUCCGAAAACCGACCAAAAAUCCCCAAUUUGGAGUCCAGUGAACUUAUUCGUUACACGGAAAAAUCGAAGCAGGUGAAAGGAAAAACCCGCGCAGCUUUAUUGUCGAGAGCGGUGAUUUCGGACAAUACUCUCAAGGAACUUCAAACAAAGCAUCAGCAGGUUUUGCGGGAUCUUCCUGUACAAUCGUUAUGGAAGACUUACCGGAAAGGUUCCAAGGGCAUAGUAAUGGUUGGAGGAGGACGCUUUUCGUGGCUCUCCUACUUGUCCAUUCAAGAGCUUCGAGCAACUGGUCUGAACAUUCCCGUAGAAAUAAUGCUUCCUUCUUUUGAAGAUUUUGAGAAAGAAACAGACUUUUGUGUCAAGGUCUUGCCCAAAAUUAAUGCCCGUUGCCGGAUAAUUCCUGAAAUUCUCGGUCCCACGGUAAUGAAGAAUUGGUCCUCUGAGUUGGCAUCCUACCAACUAAAAUCGUUGGCCAUGAUAGCAUCGUCCUUUCAGCAUAUUCUUUUGCUUGAUUCUGAUAAUAUGGCAAUACAAAAGCCAGACGACGUAUUUGAAAGCAAGCUUUAUCAAGAAUGUGGUAUGAUAACCUGGCCGGAUUAUUGGAAACGAACAAUUUCACCACACUAUUACGAUAUCGCAGGAAUCAAGGUUAAUGAGCACCUCCGUGUCUGGUACAAUCGAAUGCCACUUCAUGUUGUUGGAACUUCCAAUGUCGAUGAUGUCAACUCCGUUCCUUAUCAUGAUCUCGAAGGGACGGUACCAAACCCUUCUACAGAAUCUGGCCAGUUGUUCAUCAACAAGGAACUGCACGCCCACACAUUGAUGCUAUCAUUGUACUAUAAUGUCUUUGGACCUCACUUGUAUUAUAAAUUGUUCUCCUUGGGUGAGCCUGGAGAGGGUGACAAAGAUACAUUUUUAGCUGCUGCUGUUGCAGCAAACCAGUCGUUUUAUCAGGUAAAGUCGCUAAUAAGGACAUAUGGUUACUUUGAUAAAAAUGGCGAAUUUCGUGGCGUGGCAAUGGGACAGAAAAGUCCAUUAAUUGAUCACAGGAAAUACAAGGCUAACUUUAUCGAUGUGCCAUAUCCUACUAAACCAAAAUCUUUUAAGGAACAAGCCAAGCAUAUUGACGACGUCAUGGGAAAAGAGUUCGACACCCAUGAUGUUGAGUCGGUGAUGUUUUUGCAUUGCAACUUUCCGAAGCUUGACCCUUUGGAUCUCUGGAGUCGGGACGAAUUAUAUGACAAGGAUGCCAAAAAGCUUCGGUAUAGGUUGUUCAAUGGAUUAAGUUACAUCAGACCUGGGGAAAAGGAAGGAAAGGACGACAAGAAAGUCGAUUUUGAGUUAGACCAAUGGUCUCGGAUUCACAGAAUUUUAUGCGAAGAAAGAAUUGAGUUUCCUCAUCUUAAAGACCAAAACAUGGAAGAGCUUUGCACAUUUGCCAAAAACCAAAUUGACUGGCUUUCGGGUAGCGGUGAAAAAUUAGGACGACUGAUGUAA
Messenger RNA from Meyerozyma guilliermondii ATCC 6260, 1719 nucleotides. Its product is annotated as alpha-mannosyltransferase. Gene Ontology annotation, molecular function: alpha-1,2-mannosyltransferase activity. The transcript has a single exon. Bases 1 to 1719 code for a protein of 572 amino acids. Gene Ontology annotation, cellular component: Golgi apparatus. The record is from RefSeq and is a predicted model, not a curated record. NCBI's taxonomy places the organism in Eukaryota, Fungi, Ascomycota, Pichiomycetes, Serinales, Debaryomycetaceae. Gene Ontology annotation, biological process: mannan biosynthetic process.